Messenger RNA from Telopea speciosissima, 682 nucleotides. RefSeq names its product probable glutathione S-transferase. The transcript is spliced from 2 exons. Gene Ontology annotation, cellular component: cytoplasm. The record is from RefSeq and is a predicted model, not a curated record. Gene Ontology annotation, biological process: glutathione metabolic process. NCBI's taxonomy places the organism in Eukaryota, Viridiplantae, Streptophyta, Magnoliopsida, Proteales, Proteaceae. The coding region runs from base 10 to 678 and encodes 222 amino acids. Gene Ontology annotation, molecular function: glutathione transferase activity.
CCUUCCAUAAUGGGAGAAGAACUGAAGCUAUUUGGAUUUUGGAGCAGCCCUUUUAGCUACAGAGUCAUAUGGGCUCUGAAACUGAAAGGGUUAGAUUAUGAAUACAUUGAAGAGGAUCUGCCCUACAACAAGAGUGCCUUGCUUUUACAGUACAACCCAAUUUACAAGAAGAUCCCAGUACUUCUUCAUGGUGGAAAACCAAUUGUGGAGUCCACAGUCAUCCUUGAAUACAUUGAAGAGACAUGGCCGGAGAAUCCCUUGCUUCCAAGUGAUCCUUACGAAAGAGCUGUAGCUCGAUUUUGGACUAAAUUUGCUGAAGAUAAGAAUUCUAGCAUUUGGGGUAUGUUUCUCACAGCAGGAGAGAAACAAGAGAAAGCCAUAAAAGAGUGCUUGGAAGUGUUGAGAACUAUUGAAGAACAUGGUCUUGGAGAGAAGAAGUUCUUUGGUGGAGAGACGAUUGGAUUAGCAGAUUUAGCCUUAGGAGGGAUUGCUCACUGGUUGGGAGUGAUGGAAGACAUAUUAUCUCAGAAAUGGGUGGAAGCCCAUACAUUCCCUCGCUUGCAUGCUUGGAUGCAGAAUUUCAAGGAAGUUCGUGUGAUCAAAGAGAACCUCCCUGAUCGUGAUCAAAUGAAGCUCUUUUUCAAGUGCCGGUUGGAGAAGCUUUCAGCAUCUGCUUGAAACU